GUGAGUGAGUAAAUUUUUACCCAUCAGUUAAAUAUACAUACAUAUAUAUUCUAUAAAUGACUCCAUCUCAGAACUCUGUGAAACUUAUUGCUGGUAAUUCACACCCAGAGCUUGCCCGGUUGAUUUCGGCCAAACUCGGAGUGAAAUUGGCAAAAGUUGGAGCCUUCCAAUAUACCAAUCAAGAGACUGCAGUUGCAGUUGGAGAAUCAGUACGUGAUGAAGAUGUGUACAUUAUUCAAACUGGAUGUGGUGAGCAAACCAUUAAUCAAUUCUUGAUGGAACUUUUAAUCAUCAUUAAUGCUUGUAAAAUCGCUAGUGCAAGAAGAAUAACUGCUGUGAUUCCAAACUUCCCAUAUGCAAGACAAGACAAGAAGGAUAAAUCUAGAGCUCCUAUAACUGCCAAAUUGAUUGCUAAUCUUUUACAAACUGCUGGUUGUAACCAUGUGAUAACCAUGGAUUUACAUGCUUCUCAAAUCCAAGGGUUUUUCAGAGUUCCUGUGGAUAAUUUAUAUGCUGAACCUUCAGUUUUACGUUAUAUUAAGGAUAAUUUUAACCAAGAAGAUCUUAUUAUUGUUUCUCCUGAUGCAGGUGGAGCCAAGAGAGUUGCUUCUAUUGCUGAUAAACUCGAUGUUAACUUUGCCUUGAUCCAUAAGGAAAGACAAAAGGCCAAUGAAGUAUCAAAGAUGGUGCUUGUUGGAGAUGUUUCUAACAAGGUUUGUUUAUUGGUAGACGAUAUGGCAGACACUUGUGGAACAUUAUGUAAGGCAGCAGAAGUAUUAUUAGAAAAUGGGGCACAAAAAGUUAUUGCCAUGAUCACACAUGGAAUUUUUUCUUCAAAUGCUAUUGAAAAACUUAAUAACUCUAAACUUGAUAAAAUCAUUUGUACAAAUUCAAUGCCUCUUAAAGAUAGUCUUGAAAAAUGUUCAAUUUUGGAAACAAUUGAUAUCAGUCCUACGCUAGCAGAAGCUAUUAGACGUUUACAUAAUGGUGAGAGUGUGAGUUAUUUAUUUAACAAUGCCCCAGAGUAAAAGAAGACAAAACAAUCAUAUAAUAAAUAGAAG
This is a messenger RNA of [Candida] anglica, 1061 nucleotides long. The record is from the annotation of a GenBank genome assembly. Lineage: Eukaryota; Fungi; Ascomycota; Pichiomycetes; Serinales; Debaryomycetaceae.